AUGGCUCCCCAGCCUUUCCAGCCUCCCCUCUCACUCUGUCUCAUGGUUCCUCUUCCUCACUGAUUCACUAUCUGUUUGUAUGAGUGGAGGGUUCACCUGGACGUCCUGAAGCCUUGUGUUAUUGUGCUGUUCUGACAUGUAAUUGUCCCACAGGAACAUCGGUGAUGAAGGUCACUGCGUCGGAUGCAGAUGAUCCUACGUAUGGGAGCAGUGCCAGGGUUGUGUACAGCGUACUGGAUGGAGAGAGUUUCUUCACAGUGGACAGACAGACGGGUAAGGGCAGACUCACAGACAUGUAGUAUUACAUAUCAAAUGUUAUUUGUCACAACAGGUGUAGACCUUACCAUGAAAUGCUUACUUACGAGCCCUUAACCAACAAUGCAGAUUUUUUCAAAGUAAGUAAGAAAAAUUUGCUAAAUAAAGUAAAGUCUAUAUACAGUGCCUUGCAAAAGUAUUCAUCCCCCUUGGCAUUUUUUUUCCUAUUUUGUUGCAUUACAACCUGUCAUUUAAAUUGAUUUUAUUUGGAUUUCAUGUAAUGGACACACACAAAAUUGUGCAAAUUGGUGAAGUGAAAUGAAAAAAAUUACUUGUUUCAAAAAAUUUGAAAAAAAUUUAUAACGGAAAAGUCGUGCGUGCAUAUGUAUUCACCGCCUUUGCUAUGAAGCCCCUAAAAAAGAUCUGGUGCAACCAAUUACCUUCAGAAGUCACAUAAUUAGUUAAAUAAAGUCCACCUGUGUGCAACCUAAGUGUCACAUGAUCUGUCACAUGAUCUCAGUAUAUAUAUACACCUAACAACACUAAGCAAGGGGCACCACCAAGCAAGCGGGACCAUGAAGACCAAGGAGCUCUCCAAACAGGUCAGGGACACAGUUGUGGAGAAGUACAGAUCAGGGUUGGGUUAUAAAAAAUAUCAGAAACUUUGAACAUCCCACGGAGCACCAUUAAAUCCAUUGUUAAAAAAUGUAAAGAAUAUGGCACCAUAACAAACCUGCCAAGAGAGGGCCGCCCACCAAAACUCACGGACCAGGCAAGGAGGGCAUUAAUCAGAGAGGCAACAAAGAGACCAAAGACAACCCUGAAAGAGCUGCAAAGCUCCACAGCGGAGAUUGGAGUAUCUGUCCAUAGGACCACUUUAAACCGUACACUCCACAGAGCUGGGCUUUACGGAAGAGUGGCCAGAAAAAAUCCAUUGCUUAAAGAAAAAAAUAAGCAAACACAUUUGGUGUUCGCCAAAAGGCAUGUGGGAGACUCCCUAAACAUAUGGAAGAAGGUACUCUGGUCAGAUGAGACUAAAAUUGAGCUUUUUGGCCAUCAAGGAAAAUGCUAUGUCUGGCGCAAACCCAACACCUCUCAUCACCCCUAGAACACCAUCCCCACAGUGAAGCAUGUUGGUGGCAGCAUCAUGCUGUGGGGAUGUUUUUCAUCGGCAGGGACUGGGAAACUGGUCAGAAUUGAAGGAAUGAUGGAUGGCACUAAAUACGGGGAAAUUCUUGAGGGAAACCUGUUUCAGUCCAGAGAUUUCAGACUGGGACAGAGGUUCACCUUCCAGAGGACAAUGACCCUAAGCAUACUGAGGUCUGGCCUAGUCUAAGCCCAGACCUCAAUCCAAUUGAGAAUAUGUGGUAUGACUUAAAGAUUGCUGUACACCAGCGGAACCCAUCCAACUUGAAGGAGCUGGAGUGGUUAUGCCUUGAAUAAUGUGCAAAAAUCCCAGUGGCUAGAUGUGAAUGGGGGGGGGGGUGUUUCUUUUUUGUUUCACCCAACAACAACAAAAAUGUGCAUCUUCAAAGUGUCUUAUUUCUUGUUUGUUUGCAUGUUGUGUAAAUCAAAUGAUACAAACCCCCCCCAAAAAUCAAUUUUAAUUCCAUGUUGUAAGGCAACAAAAUAGGAAAAAUGCCAAAGGGGGUGAAUACUUUCGCAAGCCACUGUACAAGGGGUACCGGUACCGAGUCCAUGUGCAGGGGUACGGGUUAGUCGAGGUAAUUGAGGUAAUAUAUACAUGUAGGUACGGGUAAAGUGACUAUGCAUAGAUAAUAAACAGAGAGUAGCAGCAGCGUAUGUGAAGAGUGUGAAGGAAUGUGAACGUAUGUGUGUGUGUGGCGUCAAUAUGCAUGUGUUUGCGUGUUUUGUGUGUGUAUCCUUGUGUGUGUGUUGGAGAGUCAGUAUAGUAGGUGUGAGUGUGUGGGUAGAGUCCAGUGAGUGUGUGGUUAGAGUCCAGUGAGUGUGUGGUUAGAGUCCAGUGAGUGUGUGGUUAGAGUCCAGUGAGUGUACAUUGAGCCUGUGCAAGAGAGAAUAAAUAAGAAUUAAAUAAGGGGGUCAAUGCAAAUAGUCUGGGUAGCCAUUUAAUUACAUUAACUGUUCAGCAGUCUUAUGGCUUGGGGGUAGACGCUGUUAAGGAGCCUUUCGGUCCCAGACUUUGCGCUCCGUUACCGCUUGCCAUGCGGUAGCAGAGAGAACAGUCUAUGACUUGGGUGGCUGGAGUCUUUGACAAUUUUUAGGGCCUUCCACUGACACUGCCUGGUAUAGAGGUCCUGGAUACUUUAUCAAAGGAAAUAAUGAUGUAUUUGCAAACAGUGAGUUUAUAUAUUUCUUGUCUCAUACCUCAUAUUGUGUACUUAUAUUUCUCAACAUAUAAGGAUACAUAUUGAAAUGAAAUAGUUCUCAUUACAUCUUCAAGUGUUAUAUUACAGUCUGUUGAGAUGCAGAUAACUGGAAUUGUAUCUCCCAGUCAGCACAUUUGUGGAAAUUUCUUCCUUGUCUGAGGGCCUGUACAUGGGCAUGAACUGUAGUGUCUAAGGCAUAUCCCAAGGUUUGUGUUGCCUGCAAAUGUCCCCCUGCACUAAACUCUUAAUGAUUCCUUUUUUGGUCUCCCCACUUUGAUUCGAUUGGCCUAGUGCCUAGAUGAUAAAUGGCCCUGCCUCAGGUGCGUUGGCCUGGAGACUCGUAGAUCAUACCAAUCUCCAUAGACAAACAUUGGCAGUAGAAUGGCCUUACUGAAGCGCUCAUUGACUUUCAACGUGGCAACGUCAUAGGAUACCACCUUUCCAACAAGUCAGUUUGUCAGAUUUCGUCCCUGAUAGAGCUGCCAGUCAACUGUAAGUGCUGUUAUUGUGACGUUGAAAAGUCUAGGAGCAACAACAGCUCAGCCGCGAAGUGGUAGGCCACACAAGCUCACAGAACGGGACCACAGAGUGCUGAAGCGCGAAACGCCUAAAAAUGUGUCUGUCCUCGGUUGCAACACUCACUGCCGAGUUCCAAACUGCCUCUGGAAGCAAUGACAGCACAAUAACUGUUCUUCGGAAGCUACAUGAAAUGGGUUUCCAUGGCCCGAGCAGCCGCACACAAGCCUAAGAUCGCCAUGCGCAGUGCCAAGCGUUGGCUGGAGUGUUGUAAAGCUCGCCGCCAUUGGACUCUGGAACAGUGGAAACGCCUUCUCUGGAGUGAUGAAUCACAUUACACCAUCUGGCAGUACGACAGACAAAUCUGGGUUUGGCAGAUGCCAGGAGAACACUACCUACCAGAAUGCAUAGUGCCAACUGUAAAGUUUGGUGGAGGAGGAAUAAUGGUCUGGGGCUGUUUUUCAUGGUUUGGGCUAGGCCCCUUAGUUCCAGUGAAGGGAAAUCUUAACGCUACAGCAUACAGUGACAUUCUAGAUUAUUCUGUGCUUCCAACUUUGUGGCAACAGUUUGGGGAAGGCCCUUUCCUGUUUCAGCAUGACAAUGCCCCCGUGCACAAAGCGAGGUCCAUACAGAAAUGGUUUGUCGAGAUUGGUGUGGAAGAACUUGAAUGGCCUGGACAUAGCCCUGACCUCGACCCCAUCGAACACCUUUGGGAUGAAUUGGAGCGCCGACUGCGAGCCAGGCCUAAUCGCCCAACAUCAGUGCCCGACCUCACUAAUGCUCUUGUGGCUGAAUGGAAGCAAGUCCCUGCAGUACUGUUCCAACAUCUAGUGGAAAGCCUUCCCAGAAGAGUGGAGGCUGUUAUAGCAGCAAAUGGGGGACCAACUCCCUAUUAAUGCCCAUGAUUUUGGAAUGAGAUGUCUGAUGAGCAGGUGUCCACAUACUUUUGGUAAUGUAGUGUAGGUGCAGAUAAAAGAGGUCAUCAAGAGAACAGAACAGCUGAGAAUUUCACCUCAUUAAUGUCAUCCCAGUCACUCAAAAGAGUGUUAGUCCUUAACCAUCUUUUUGUUUCCAUGACCAAUGGCCUAUGUCUGAGGGAUUUUUUUAAGGAACGCUAUGUCUUUUGAAUGUAUUUUAACUUCAUAUCAUGGUAUUUGGUAUUGAAGUUCAAGUUUGAGUUACUUCUCAGGAUGAAAGCCUAAGGAUUCUACUUAAUUAUAUUCCAUACAUUUCCAGAGACAUAACAACUUCUUGGAACUCUGCUUUCACUACCCUGUCAGAAAAAUAAAUUUACGUUUUGGCAAUUUUGCAGAGACUCUUAUCCAGAGCGACUAACGGUCAAAUACACAGGGCUCAGUCAUUGACAAUUGAUGUGCAAUAUAUUUUAUUAAUGAAAUCCCUUUCAAGCAUGUUACAAACGUUAGCAGUCAAGAAACAUUUGAUUGAGUUGAAUGAGAUCUUACUAAGAAAGAGCUGAUGCAAAAAGCUGCAUUUCUGAUAUCUCCUAUGCCCUUGGUUCUUGAAAGCAGUAUUAUGUGCCUCCAUAUCCCACAGUGGAAUUUGACUAUGUACUGUAUGCUGACAUAGAAACAUUGCCUGCAGCUACUUGAUGUUAAAUGUGAGUGGAAUCUCUAAUUUGUGUGUCUAGCAGACAAGCACAAUGCAAGGCACUGGGAGAGAUGCCAUCAACUCGGGCAAUGCAACAAUGGAAUUUGAUGCAGAUAUCCCACCAGGGAAUAUAAUUGUAGUAGUCAGCGGCACAUAUCUCCCGCUAUUUGACCAGAGAGUUGACUCUUUACAUUAUCAUCUCGUUCAGUGAGUCUUGGAUCGGUAUGAAAAUAUAUACGGAUGGAAAUUGCACUGAAAGGAGAAGAAAUUCACAUCCUGCCCUGCUUUUGUAUUUCUGUUUUGAAAUACUCUGAGGAUGUUAACAAUUCCAAUUGAGUUCCGGGUGUAUACUGCCCAUGGUAUAUUGCCAUGUUAUUUUAUGCCAGGUUCUUGGAGAAACAUACCUAGAAAGGUCAUGUUUGGGGUAAGGUGGUAAACAUACAUAUAUUUAUGGCAUUGUUAAAGUGUCGGAACUUCACAAAAUGCUCACUCGAGUCAGAUGAAGAGAAGUCAUGAGAUUUUUGGUUUUCUCUCUUAAAUCCCAUCCUCCCCAACUGCCAGUGAAAGACGUGAACAGGCUUUUUCGCCGGAACAUUCUUCAGUGGUGUGUGCCUUCAUUCUGGCCCCUAUAUAUUAUUCAUUUUAAUACAGCUCAGCCGUAAUGAUAUAAGCAUGGAGGCAAGGAUGUGACACAAUCUACUCUAUCAAGACGAGCCGAGACGGUGAAAUGGAAUGUGCCGCACUUGUGCCUCUAAUAGAGUGCUUAACUGAAGUUGAUAUUCGCAACUAGAGAAGAUUUAGCAGGCUAUCACAUAUGAGAGCUGAGCGCUAACGUGACCUUUCCCUUUCGGCGUCUCUCUCGCCCUCCAUCUUUCUCCCCCCUCUCUCUCUUUCUCUCUUAUCAGGACUGAUUCGGACAGCCGUGGCAGAUCUGGACCGGGAGAAGCAGGAUCGCUACGAGCUGGUCGUCAAGGCAACCGACAUGGCAGGCCAAAUGGGCGGUCUCUCCGGCUCCACCACAGUGACCAUAGUUAUCACAGAUGUUAAUGACAACCCACCACGCUUUCCGCAGAGUGAGUCACUCUCUUAUUAAGAGGCGGGACGAGAUAUAUGCUUGCGGUGCACUUACACCCAUCAGUAAUAUAAUGAAGUAGUCAGAAGCACAUGGAGAAAAUAAUUUCACUUAUAUUUAUCCACAGGUCUAACACUAUGCUUAGAAGGGUUAGGCAAUCAACUGAUGAAAAUGGUUUUGGGAGUUUCCAUAUGUCUGCAUAUGAUAAGACACAUAAUCAGUUGAGCCGAUUAACAAUUUUUUUAUUCCAGUGGUAUGGAUUUAUGCUGUUGACAUUCAUAAUGUAUCAGCUGGAGAAAGGUCAAAGGCCAUAAUGGAACACGGUUGUCAAUAUACAGGGUCCUGUUUGAAUACUUCAGAAAUGCAUCCUUCCUUCCUGCCUACUCACAGUACUCACAGAUCUGAACUGGUGAAAUUAAUAGGUUGGUGAGCUUGCUUACCCUUUUCCAAUCACUUAUAGAUCUGUGCUAAGUUUAAGGAAACAAGGAAGGAAGGUUGCCUGUCUAAAUAAUUUAAACAGGGCCUUGCAUUUUCCUGCAAUUUAGAAUUCUGAUACUUUUCUAUUUUAUUUCUCAGAGCGUCUUUGAUAAAUGAAACUCAAGUGAACAAACUUGAACCAAAGCAGUACUACACACAACUCAACCUUCGGCUCUCCCGAGCCCGUUGGGGAGUUGCAGUGAUAAGACAAGUUUGUAAUCACGAAAUUGGGGAGAAAAAAGGGCAAAUUUUUUUUUUAUGAAUGGGAUUGUGCGACAUGUGCAGCUGUUUUAUUUAUCUGUGUGUGGUGAGUGUAGUGAAAGGUGUCAGGCGCAGGAGGGUAAUCACAGAAUACAGAGUUUAUUCCUUAGUUGACACACAAAUGUGCUCCAAUAGCUAUCAACGAAACAGGCACAGGGGAAACAAACAUCCCUGGCAAUUACACUGUAACGGAAUCCAAUAAUACAUAGGCACAGGGGGAAAAUCUACCCUGGCAACACAAUGUUAUGAGUAGCUCCACCGAGCUACAUACUCUCACAAUUAAUCAAUCACCCACAAGGACAAGGGGGCAGAGGGAACACUUAUACACAGACAAAUUAGGGGAUUAGAACCAGGUGUGUGUGAUUGACAAGACAAUUGUGAUGAUGAUUGGGGCGGCAGUGGUUAGUACUCCGGUGACGACGAACACCGAAGCCUACCCGAACAAGGAGGGGGGGCAGCCUCGGCCGAAGUCGUGACACUGUGUCCCACAUGGUUGGGGUCAAUUUUAUUUAAAUUCUAUCCAUUCAGGAAGUAAACUGAAAUCCCAAUUCCCAAUUACAUUUUGUUCUCAUUGAGAAUCAUUGAGGAGAAUUAGAUUUUCUGUUUUGAAUUGACGCUGGCAUCCCACACAAAAUGUGGCUUUGUGCUGUGGUCCAAAAAAAGUUAAUUAGAAAGUCUAUUUAAAAAUUCUACAGGAGAGUAUUGAAAGAGUUAGCUUAAACCCUGCUAUAUGUGGUGGCAGUAGACUCAAUGCCCUAACAAUUAUCACCUGUGGGUGAGCAUCUUUAACAGACCUUAACAUAAAUGCAUCAUGCCUUGGUCUAACCUGAGCCAAAGACCCAGUGCAUUUAUGUGUUUAUUUGGAUCCCCAUUAGCUUUUGCAGAAGCAGCAGCUACUCUUCCUGGGGUCCACAAAAAAACACAAAACAUGACAAGUAACCAAAACACUGAUACACUGAUAGACAAGGACAGUCACACAAAUGUAAAAUACACAACGACAUACAAACAAUACAACAACAACAAUUAUGUGUGUUAGAGUGUGUGUGUGUGUGCGCGCGUGUCUGUGUCCCCUCACAGUCCCUGCAUUUCAUUAGUUGUUGUUUAAUCUGUUUUUUUUUUAAGUACAUUUUGCUGUUUGCUUGAGUAAUUGGAGAUGGAAGGGAGUUCCAUGCGAUCAUGGCUCUGUAUAAAACUGUACGUUGCCAUGGAUUCGUUUUGGAGUUGGGGACUGUGAAGAGACCCCUGGUCACAGUAAUAUUUCUCAUUGAAACUAGAAGAGAAGCAGUUCAUCUCUCGUCAACCCUCAACCAGGAAAGACUGGCAUGCAUGUUGUUGAUGUUAGUUCUGUAUGUGCAGUUAAGGGCAAGGCGUGCUUCUCUGUUUUGAGCCAGCAUCAGCUUUGCUAUGUCUUUCUUUGCAGGACUUGACCAUAUUAUUUGACAGUAAUCAAGAUGGGACAAGAUCAGAGCCUGAACAACUAGUACAGUUGAUUUUUGUGUCAAAAACGCAGAUCAUUUUUCUAACAGACAUACCCCUCCCCAUCUUCACAACUUUGUGCAUAUGACUUGCCCAUGAUAAUUGACCAUCCUUUGUUAUACCUAGAAGUUUAGCUUUCUCAACUUGCUCUGACAUGUAGAGUGUGGAAUCAGCUGCAUACGUAGUCAUUCUAGCUUUGUGUAAGACUAGUGGCAAAUCAUUUGGAAACAUAGAUAAGAGUAACGGCCCAAGUCAACUGCCCUAAGGGACACCACACUGUACAUAUCUGAUGUUAGAGAAUCUUCCAUUGAAGAACACUCUCUGUGUUCUAUAUUAACUUUCCAACCAUGUGAUGGCAGAUGAUGUAAAGCCAUAGCAAGUUAGUUUUUUCAGUAACAAUUUAUGAUCAAUAACUUCAAAGGCUCCACUGAAAUCUAACAAUACAGCUCCAACUAUCUUAUCUUAUCUUAUCUUAUCUUAUCUUAUCUUAUCUUACUUUAACCAGUCAUCAGUCAUCUGAGUCAGUGCAGUACAAGUUCAGUGCCCUUCUCUAUAUGCAUCAGUAGUUUACUUUUCUCAGAAAAAUAGCAUCGUAUUUGGUCAAACACAAUCCUCUCCAUCAGUUUACUAAGAACAGGCAGCAAACUGUUUGGGUGGCUGUUAGAGCCAGCAAUGGGUGCUUUACUAUUUUUAGGCAGUGGAAUUACUUUCGCUUCCUUCCACGCCUGUGGACACACACAUUCCUUUAGGCUUUGGUUAAAGAUAUAGCAAAUAGGGCAUUGAAUCGAGUACCAAUGGGAUUAUGGGUCAAACACCAGGGGUGGAUGGAUGCAUGUUGUCUCUACAGAAUAAAGAUCCUGGGUGAAUUAUCUUUUUGCUGAUUAUGGAAGUGCUCAUACAUAGAGUAAAUUGUGGGCUUAUGAAUUGAAGGCAUUUUUCUUUCUUCCUCCUCCUCCCAAUCGUCUUCAUCAUCUACUUCUCUUCCUCCCUCCCAAAUCUUAUUUCCUCCUCCUCCUCGUCCUCCUCCUCAUCAUCAUCCUUUUUUCAUCAUGCUUACCCUAAUCUUCACCCUCCUCCACCUUCUCUCCUCUUCUUCCUCAUAUCUCCCCCGCCACUUUCUCCACCUACUCCCCACUCCUCUUCUUCAGAGAUGUACCAGUUUUCGGUGUCUGAGGGGGCAGCCGUGGGGACGCCGGUGGGGAGGGUGAUCGCCACGGACGCAGACAUGGGGGAGAACACAGACAUGAGCUACCUGAUCAAAGAUGAGGAGGGUGGGGAACUCUUCAAGGUCACCACCGACAGUGACACGCAAGAGGCCAUCAUCACCAUCAAAAAGGUGGGAGUAAAAUACAGUUUUACCACCUAAUGGUUAUAGUUAGGAUUUGAUUUGAUUUGGAUUGUAACCUGAUCCUAGAUCUGUGUCUAUGGGUAACUUCUACUCAAGGUUAGAGUAUGAUAAAGUUGCCCCGUAAACAAUGAUCUAAGAUCAAUUUUUGUGCUGAUCCUAGAUAGGUUAGAUUUGUAUAAAGUUGCUCCUGAACACUGUUCUAAGAUCUGUGCCUACAUGAAGCAAAAGCUUACAGUACAAAACCUUCUACUUUCUGUAACAAAGAAUGUGCCAGUGAUGUGAUAUUUCUUUGUUACAUUUUGUAAAGCACAAAGAAGUUCAGUCUAUCGUCACAGCAAUUAUAAGUCUUAAUUGCAGAAUGAUCCUUCUAAUUCCUGCUUGUCUUGAUUCUAUCUAAUCUUAAUUAAGUUGAACCAAUAUGUUGAUUGACUGUGUGGGUAGGAAAUCAUGACAUUCUAUCACAUCAGAACAUUGUCAUAUAUUGUCACUAAUCUUAACUGAUUGCUUGGAAGAUAAAGAUGUAAUAUACCAGAGACCUUUGACAACCACUCACCUGGCAAACUAAAGCUGCAGUAUGAUAGAAUAACAUAGGAUUCACUUUAAUGUCCCUGAGGGGAUCAUGGUCUUAGACACACAGUGCUACUGUACACAAAAUAAUCACUGUGCAUUACAACCUCAACAUACUACAUGCAUUGCAUGUUACCGAUGUCAUACACAUUGUACAUGUCUCGUACAGCUACAUACAGUGCAUUCGGUAAAGUAUUCAGACCCCUUCUCUUUUUCCACAUUCUGUUACUAUAUAGCCUUAUUUUGAAAUUGAUUAAAUAAAUAAAAAUCCUCAUCAAUCUACACACAAUACCCCAUAAUGACAAAGCAAAAACAGGUUUUUAGAAAUAUUUACAUAAGUAUUAAGACCCUUGCUAUGAGACUUGAAAUUGAGCUCAGGUGCAUCCUGUUUCCAUUGAUCAUCCUUGAUAUUUUUCUACAACUUGAUUGGAGUCCACCUGUGGUGAAUUCAAUUGAUUGGACAUGAUUUGGAAAGGCACACACCUGUCAAUGUAAGGUCCCACAGUUGACAGUGCAUGUCAGAGCAAAAACCAAGCCAUGAGGUGGAAGGAAUUGUCCGUAGAGCUCCGAGACAGGAUUGUGUCGAGGCACAGAUCUGGGGAAGGGUACCAAAAAAUUUCUGCAGCAUUGAAGGUCCCCAAGAACACAGUUGCCUCCAUCAUUCUUAAAUGGAAGAAGUUUGGAACCACCAAGACUCUUCCUAGAGCUGGCUGCCCGGCCAAACUGAGCAAUCGGGGGAGAAGGGCCUUGGUCAGGUAGGUGACCAAGAACCCGAUGAUCACUCUGAUAGAACUCCAGAGUUCCUCUGUGGAGAUGGGAGAACCUUCCAGCAGGACAACCAUCUCUGCAGCACUCCACCAAUCAGGCCUUUAUGGUAGAGUGGCCAGACGGAAGCCACUCCUCAGUAAAAGGCACGUGACCAUGAGAAACAAAAUUCUCUGUUCUGAUGAAACCAAGAUUGAACUCUUAGGCCUGAAUGCCAAGCGUCACGUCUGGAGGAAACCUGGCACCAUUCCUACGGUGAAGCAUGGUGGUGGCAGCUCAUGCUGUGGGGAUGUUUUUCAGCGGCAGGGACUGGGACACUAGUCAGGAUCGAGGGACAGAUGAAUAGAGCAAAGUACAGAGAGAUCCUUGAUCAAAACCUGCUCCAGAGCACUCAGGACCUUAGACUGGGGCGAAAGUUCACCUUCCAACAGGACAACGACCCUAAGCACACAGCCAAGAUAACGCAGGAUUGGCUUCGGGAACAAGUCUCUUAAUGUCCUUGAGUGGCCCAGCCAGAGUCUGGACUUUAACCUGAUCGAACAUCUCUGGAGAGACCUGAAAAUAGCUGUGCUGUGACGCUUCCCAUCCAACCUGACAAAGCUUGAGAAGAUCUGCAGAGAAGAAUGGGAGAAACUCCCCAAAUACAGAUGUGCCAAGCUUGUAGUGUCAUACCCAAGAAGACUCUAGGCUGUAAUCGCUGCCAAGAUGCUUCAACAAAGUACUGGGUAUAGGGUCUGAAUACUUAUGUAAAUGUAAUAUUUCAGUUUUUUUAUAUUUAAUAUAUUUGCAAACAUGUGUUCUUAAUGUUUGCAAUAUAUUUGAUAGACAAUGAAGGAGUACUUAUACCUGUUCAGCUUACACGUAGGCACCCUUUGUGAUAUGUCACUGCUUUAGCUCCUCUCUGUUUGUGCUCUGUUAAGGCAUUGGAUUUUGAGAGCAAGCGCACACACAACGUGGUGGUGGAGGCUGUCAACAAGCACGUAGACCCCCGCUUUUCUGAGCUGGGCUCGUUUCGGGACCAGACCAUCGUGCGGGUCAGCGUAACUGACACUGAUGAGCCGCCGGUCUUCCACCCUGCCGAGGGAGCCAUCUUGGAGGUCCAGGAGGAUGCCAGGCUAGGUGCGCUGGUGGGCACUGUGACUGCCAAGGACCCGGACAUGGAGAACGCACCUGUCAGGUAUGGAUCAUGGAUCCUACUGUAACAGCGUUUCAGGUAGGUCACUGUGGCUAUUUGAUCAUAAUGUACAGUAAGCCUAUCAGAGUGGCCUACCAUCAAAAAUGAUUGAGAAAAUGCAUCCCAUAACAUUUUCAGAUGGAAAUAGCUAUUCUGUGAUACAUCCUACAGUAGCAGCCAUGUGUGGUGUUCAAUGUUUUUAGUCACCUGCUUGUCCUUCAGACAAGUAAGUGACUAACAUUGUAUUAUGUGAUGAUGCAAGAAACACAAAAUAAAAUGCAUUAUUAUUCCCAUACCAUUAUUAGUACAGAGAAUCAGACAAUAAUGGAGGCUAUGCUACCUUCUGCCUAUUGGCUUCUUAGCUUAUUCUAGCCGGUCUCAAAAUACAACACUGCCCCUUUAAGACAAACAUUUCUUUACCUUGAAAUGUAAACAUUUUGUUCUCUUGUUGGAAGCAAUCACUCGCCUAUUGCUGACCAGAAAUUAGCUACAGUGAGGGAAAAAAGUAUUUGAUCCCCUGCUGAUUUUGUAUGUUUGCCCACUGACAAAGACAUGAUCAGUCUGUAAUUUUAAUGGUAGGUUUAUUUCAACAGUGAGAGACAGAAUAACAACAGAAAAAUCCAGAAAAACGCAUGUCAAAAAUUGUAUAAAUUGAUUUGCAUUUUAAUGAGGGAAAUAAGUAUUUGACCCCUCAGCAAAACAUGACUUAGUACUUGGUGGAAAAACCCUUGUUGGCAAUCACAGUGGUCAGACGUUUAUUGUAGUUGGCCACCAGUUUUGCACACAUCUCAGGAGGGAUUUUGUUCCACUCCUCUUUGCAGUUCUUCUCCAAGUCAUUAAGGUUUCAAGGCUGACGUUUGGCAACUCAAACCUUCAGCUCCCUCCACAGAUUUUCUAUGGGAUUAAGGUCUGGAGACUGGCUAGGCCACUCCAGGACCUUAAUGUGCUUCUUCUUGAGCCACUCCUUUGUUGCCUUGACCGUGUGUUUUGGGUCAUUUUCAUGCUGGAAAACCCAUCCACGACCCAUUUUCAAUGCCCUGGCUGAGGGAAGGAGGUUCUCACCCAAGAUUUCACGGUACAUGGCCCCUGUCCAUCAUCCCUUUGAUGAGGUGAAGUUGUCCUGUCCCCUUAGCCGAAAAACACCCCCAAAGCAUAAUGUUUCCACCUCCAUGUUUGAUGGUGUGGAUGAUGUUUUUGGGGUCAUAGGCAGCAUUCCUCCUCCUCCAAACACGGCGAGUUGAGUUGAUGCCAAAGACCUCGAUUUUGGUCUCAUCUGACCACAACACUUUCACCCAGUUCUCCUCUGAAUCAUUCAGAUGUUCAUUGGCAAACUUCAGACGGCCCUGUAUAUGUGCUUUCUUGAGCAGGGGGACCUUGCGGGUGCUGCAGGAUUUCAGUCCUUCACGGCGUACUGUGUUACCAAUUGUUUUCUUGGUGACUAUGGUCCCAGCUGCCUUGAGAUCAUUGACAAGAUCCUCCUGUGUAGUUCUGGGCUGAUUCCUCACCGUUCUCAUGAUCAUUGCAACUCCACGAGGUGAGAUCUUGCAUGGAGCUCCAGGCCGAGGGAGAUUGACAGUUCUUUUGUGUUUCUUCCAUUUGCAAAUAAUCGCACCAACUGUUGUCACCUUCUCACCAAGCUGCUUGGCGAUGGUGAUUCCAGCCUUGUGUAGGUCUACAAUCUUGUCCCUGACAUCCUUGGAGAGCUCUUUGGUCUUGGCCAUGGUGGAGAGUUUGGAAUCUGAUUGAUUGAUUGCUUCUGUGGACAGGUGUCUUUUAUACAGGUAACGAGCUGAGAUUAGGAGCACUCCCUUUAAGAGUGUGCUCCUAAUCUCAGCUCGUUACCUGUAUAAAAGACACCUGGGAGCCAGAACUCUUUCUGAUUGAGAGGGGGUCAAAUACUUAUUUCCCUCAUUAAAAUGCAAAUCAAUUUAUAACAUUUUUGACAUGCGUUUUUCUGGAUUUUUUUGUUGUUAUUCUGUCUCUCACCAUUAAAAUUAUAGACUGAUCAUUUCUUUGUCAGUGGGUAAACGUACAAAAUCAGCAGGGGAUCAAAUACUUUUUUCCUUCACUGUAUAACUGGGCUAAUAACUCACUAUUUUAUAUCAAAACUGUAACAAGGUGAGUAGGACGGAGCCAGGCGCAGGAGGUGGGAAUCAUAGAAUAGGGUUUAUUUGACCAAUACAGCAGUCCACAGCAAUGUGUAAACCAAAUAGAGUGUGACUUUAAUGCGUACUGGGAAAGCAAAACACACGGGUGACUAUCCCGGCGAUAAAAGUAACAAAAGAGAUAGCGACACCUCCACAUGGAACAAUAACACACAAAGACAUGGGGGAGCAUAGGGAAUACUUAUACAGAGACUGAUGAGGGGCUAUGUACCAGGUUUGUGUGAAAAACAAGACAAAACAAAUGGAAUGAUGAAAAGAGCAGCGGCAGUGGCUAGAAGGUCGGUGACGACGAACGCCGAAGCCUGCCCGAAUAAGGAGAUGAGGCAGCUUCGGAGGGAGUCGUAAGAGUGGACCAGCCACCACCGGCCUGAGGAGAGAUAUGUGAAACGAGGGGUUAAUUACGGUAAUCAGGAGGGAGUAGUAACCUAUACGUAACCCUGUUUACUCUCCUCAGGACUUUGAAUGGCCCCACAAACCGCGGGCCCAGCUUCCGGUAGGGCAGGCGGAGGGUCGAGAGCCAGACACGAUCAUCCGGUACAAAGACCGGGGUGGCGGUCAGCGUUGGACUUCUGGUGAUGCAUGGCGCGCUGGAGGUGGAACGUGGGUGGCGUUCCACGUCUCCUCCGUGCGCCGAAACCAGUCGUCCACCGCAGGAAAUUCGGUCUGGCUCUGAUGCCACGAUGCCAGGACUGGCUGAUACCCUAAAACACAUUGAAAUGGUGACAUGUUAGUGGAGGAUGGCAAGAACACCGACCACUCCCCCGGCCGGUCCUGGCAGUAGACCGCAGAAACCUACCCACAUCCUGAUUCACCCGUUCCACCUGCCCAUUAGAUUUGGGGAGAAACCAAGAGGUCAGGCUGACCGAGACCCCCAGACGUUCCAUGAACGCCUUCCAGACCCUAGACGUAAACUGGGGACCCCGGUCAGACACUAUGUCCUCUGGCACCACGUAGUGCUGGUCGCCUGCGUUUUGGAAAAGGUGUGUGCCAAAUCGAGGUAUUUGGGGGGAAUGCGCACGGUGGAGGCAUUGUCUGGACUUUCCACCAUGGUCAUACCAACGGAAAAAGCUAGACACCUACCCUGACACUCUCGCGACCACCCCGUGAGAGCCCUCUGCGGCCAUGAAAAGGUGGGGUCGUGUAGUGCUAGCCAGGGAAGGCCCAACACAACAGGGAAAUCAAGGGACUCAAUAGUAUGAAACGUGAUAUGCUCAUUAUGGGUCUCCUGCGUAAUCAUAGUGACUGGUGCGGUAGCCUCUAACAAAACCUGACUCUAAUGGUCGAUUGUCAAGUACUUUGACAGGCAAUGGAAUAGACAGGGGAACCAAUGUAAUACGUAGACUAAGAGCUAAAGACCUGUCCAUAAAGUUCCCAGCUGCGCCUGAAUCUACCAGCGCCUUACACUGGGGAACUACCGUGUAAUCAGGGAAGUUGACAUGGAUGGUUAAAUGCGCAGCAGAGGACUCUGAAUGAGUGUGGAACCUAGAAACAAAAGGGUUCUUACCUGGACCAAAAAGGGUUCUUCAAAGGGUUCUCCUAUGGGAACAGCCGAAUAACCAUUUUAGGUUCUAGAUAGCACCUUUUCUUCUAAUAGUGUAUAAUAAGACAUUCCAUUAGUAUAAUGUAUAGUUCACUAGUAAAGAAGUAGAACGUUCAACAAAUAGAAACUUGUUUAUACUGUAGCUUUAAAUGACCCAACUUUAUUUGUGCAAUUUCAUGUCAAAAUAAAAUAAGGACUACAUAACUGCAUUUAUAGGACUGCAUUUAUAAAUAAGUAAUUGUAAGAUAUUCACUAACACUGCUGAUGCAAAUGUCAUCUUAUAUCAACAAACAUUGAGAUGAGCCCCGAUACAAACAACCAUCCCAGGUUGUCAUGGAGCGUACAUGGAGUUUGGGAUUGACAUUUCAAUCCAAACAAUGGUAAUAAACACACCAUGGGAAGACACCGCUCCAUAAAACAAAUAUGAAUCAUGAAUACAUUGAUUCAUUAAUUUUUACGACGUCAGGACCACAUUACCGAAGGCUACCGCAUUGACUGAUGACCGUGCUAGAGGGUUCAUCAAUAUCUCACACGGCUUUGAGUUCUAUUUAUGGACAAAAUUAUAUUAUUUCGUGCCAGAGCCUCUUUGGUGGAGGAAUAAAAGAGGCUAGUCGAGUGCGAUGGACAGAGCUUCACACACACCGACACACACAGGAUGUGCAAAUUACCUGUAUUAAAAAUGCAUGAGGCUGAACUGAAAGUGCUCCAGGUGUAAUAAAGUACAACACAAUGGCAGUGCCGGCACCUGAGUGUUGGCGCGGUACCAUGCCCAUCGAUAUCACUUUAAUCAUCUCUAUUGGAUGGAACUAACCCAGGUGCCCGGUGCCCAAGGGCCAUCACUCUCUCACACCCCUGCCACCCUGCACUAACUGGGCAUUGGUGGCCACUGGCUGGCAUUGGCGGGUACCAGCAGGCGCUGUACCAAGGGGCUAAGAGGCCCAGAUGAAUGAACACAGCCUCUGGAAACAAAAGCUGACCAAGCUUUUCUUUGUUUGGCUCUGUAUCGGCUGGGGAAUAAUUAAUGGUUUCUUGAAACGGAAGUGUAUGGGUAGUUGUGUUCUCAAAACAAUUUAGUGGCAUACAAUAUCUUAUUAGUGCUUUCCGGUUUUCUGGAAAUGUGUACUUCUCCAUAAAUAUAUUAGAGUGCUGACAUAAUUGCAAUUGCUAUAGAAUGCACUGGUAACAUCUACAUAAUUUCCCCUCACCACCUACAAUAUCACUUUUGAAUGUUGAAAUAUAAUUGUAUGUAAUUUACAUAAUUAUUGUGUAGGUGUCACAGUUUGUCCCCAAUUCUUGCAUAAAUAAAACAUAUUUUUAUGAUAGCUUUGUGAGUUUAGCAAUAUGAAUGUAGUAUGUUUGGUAUAAACAUUGCAGCUACAAUUCAGAUUCAGAUUUUAAUAAAAAUAGAACCCCCCCCCCCCCCCCCCCCCAUAGCUACUUUAUUGAGGAAAAAUUUACUUUCUAUGCCUAUGGUAUGUAGUUGUCCCACCUAGCUAUCUUAAGAUGAAUGCACUAACUGUAUGUCGCUCUGGAUAAGAGUGUCUGCUAAAUGACUAAAAUGUAAAAUGUAGAACAGGCAGACUAAUGCAAUAUGACUAGAAUAAUCUAGAAUAAUCUACAGUAACUGUGGAUGCAGUAUGGUCUCCAAACCUAGACUAUAAGAAGCUCAUCUCACUGUAACCCUUUUAGCAAUCUUAUAUAACAUGUACAAAGACCCGACUAAUCCCUUUGAUGAGCUUUUUGUGGAAAAGGUAGAAAAAGAAACUGAUGAUCCUCAUAAUAUGUAAUUCAAGUCCCGGUGGACAUACAAUCCUGCUGAAAAAUAAGAGAAACUAGUCACCGUAUUUUGUUGGCUCUGUACUCACCUGAACGGUCCAUCUGUAGCCAACCACAAGGAUGUGCAAAUGUAUUUUGGUUUCAUUGGAGUGCACCAUUAAAUAUUAAUUCUAAUGUGUUUCCUCCAGCAAAGGCUGAAACCGCAGACAUGUUUGGGGACAAAGGUGCAGUAGGGACACAAGCACAGCGGCUAAAUGCAUCAUUAUUUUCAUCGUCUUUUGAAUCUGGCUCACAGUUUCCCACUUGAAAAUGCUAAUGUUUGGUGUCACAGUGUUAGGGCAGCCACUGAAAAAGUCUUGCAGAUGGACUCAGAAUUGUAUUAUGUACUCCCCUUUUUUCUCACUCUCCCUACCAGGUACUCUAUUGACUGGAGUACGGACCAGGAGCAGAUCUUCCACAUUGACCCAGUGUCGGGUGCCAUCACGCUGGGCAAUAUUCUGGACCGAGAGACGGCUGGCUGGCACAACAUCACUGUGACGGCAGUGGAAGCA
This is a messenger RNA of Coregonus sp. 'balchen', 17899 nucleotides long. The record is from the annotation of a GenBank genome assembly. NCBI's taxonomy places the organism in Eukaryota, Metazoa, Chordata, Actinopteri, Salmoniformes, Salmonidae.